UCCUCCUCCUCCGCCGCCGCCAUGCUGCUCUUCUGCCCGGCCUGCGGGAACGUGCUGGUGGCCGAGGAGGGCGCGCGCUGCCACCGCUUCGCCUGCACCACGUGCCCCUACGUCCGCAACGUCACGCGCAAGGUGACCAGCAGGCGCUACCCGAAGCUGAAGGAGGUGGACGACGUGCUGGGGGGCGCGGCCGCCUGGGAGAACGUGGACUCCACCGCCGAGCCGUGCCCCAAGUGCGAGCACCCCCGGGCCUACUUCAUGCAGCUGCAGACGCGCUCUGCCGACGAGCCCAUGACCACCUUCUACAAGUGCUGCAACCCACAGUGUGGCCACCGCUGGCGAGACUGAGCUGCGCAUCCCACACACCUUCACCCAAGGACAGACGAGACACCGUUUCCAAAAAAGGUCCCUUUAUUGACAGCCGGGCAGCC
Gekko japonicus is the source of this 431-nucleotide messenger RNA. It is a transcript of the gene POLR3K, whose product is annotated as polymerase (RNA) III (DNA directed) polypeptide K, 12.3 kDa. Gene Ontology annotation, molecular function: zinc ion binding; nucleic acid binding; DNA-directed RNA polymerase activity. The record is from RefSeq and is a predicted model, not a curated record. Gene Ontology annotation, cellular component: RNA polymerase III complex. NCBI's taxonomy places the organism in Eukaryota, Metazoa, Chordata, Lepidosauria, Squamata, Gekkonidae. Gene Ontology annotation, biological process: DNA-templated transcription; termination of RNA polymerase III transcription. The coding region runs from base 22 to 348 and encodes 108 amino acids. The transcript has 3 exons.